UAGUAUUCUUCACGAGAGAAUAGUAUCAUUUCGCGCAGCUCGAUUGAUUGUGAGCUUAGAAAGUUUCCCCACCAUAAUUUACUUCACAUUGCAUGCGCUAUAUACACGGUGGUCAGAAUAUACUAAUAUAGGAACGGCUUAUUAUACGACAGAGAUAGUGAAUCAUAAUUCAUAAGUUCAUGAUCACUGGAUAUACUUUCUGCCCAGCGCGGCUUACGCAUACAGCCGUACGGCGCUUGCGCGUUACCUUGGUAGCGGAGCGUGGCAAGCCAAUCAGAGCCAAGAUGCGCAAACAAAACCAAAAUUCGUUCAUCCGAUGAAAAAGAAGGAUUGCGACAACAAACUUAAAAGAUCAGAGAAAAGAAGAAGUAAUGUUAUACGUAAUUGGCUUGGGUCUUGGCGAUGCCACUGACAUUACUGUGAAAGGUCUUGAAAUUAUUCGAAAAUGCAAUCGCGUGUAUUUGGAAUCGUACACGUCGAUACUUGCCGUUGGUUUGAAAGAUUUGGAAGAAUUUUAUGGACGUUCAAUAUUAGAAGCCGAUAGGGAAUUGGUUGAGAGCAAUUCGGAUGAAAUGCUACCGGAAAACGAGGAAGAAGAUGUUGCUUUUCUGGUGAUCGGCGAUCCGUUUGGUGCUACGACGCAUUCAGAUUUGAUAUUGCGAGCUCGAGAAAAAAAUAUCAAGGUAAAAGUUAUUCACAAUUCUUCCAUUUUAACUGCAGUAGGAUGCUGUGGCUUGCAGUUGUAUCGUUUUGGAGAAACUGUUUCCAUUCCUUAUUGGAGCAAGGAUUGGAGACCUAAUAGCUUUUAUGAAAAAAUUGUAUCUAACAGGCAAAGAGACUUACAUACCCUUUGUUUAUUGGACAUCAAAGUGAAAGAGCCUACUUUAGAAAGCAUAGUUAAGAAGAAAAAGGAAUAUAUGCCCCCACGAUUUAUGACCGUUUCAGAGGCCGCUACUCAGCUGAUCGAAAUAGUGGAGGAAAAGGACGAUAGAAUCGAGGAGGAGGGAGCUGUUUAUAAAUCUAGCAUUGUAGUGGGUUUAGCUCGAGUGGGCUGGGACGACCAACGGAUAAUUGCUUGUUCCCUUGAAAAAAUGACUUCCAUCGAUCUGGGACCGCCUCUUCAUUGUUUAAUUAUUCCCGGGCCAACGUUGCAUCCUCUCGAAUUGGAGUAUAUGGCGUUGUACACGUUAAACAUAACGGAUGACCGAAUGUGUGAAAAUAAAAACAUUUUAUAGUAAAAA
Osmia lignaria (orchard mason bee) is the source of this 1241-nucleotide messenger RNA. RefSeq names its product diphthine methyl ester synthase (gene Dph5). Gene Ontology annotation, molecular function: diphthine synthase activity. The record is from RefSeq and is a predicted model, not a curated record. NCBI's taxonomy places the organism in Eukaryota, Metazoa, Arthropoda, Insecta, Hymenoptera, Megachilidae. Gene Ontology annotation, biological process: protein histidyl modification to diphthamide.